AUGCCAAUUUCAUUAGCCUCAUUUGUUCCAUUUCAUAUAAAAUUCAUAAGAUAUAUCCUCUAUCAAAAUAACUAAGAUGCUCAAUAUAGCUUAUUUCUAUAAGCAUUCUGCCUCUUUGAAUAGGUAUAAAAACUUUCAGAAAAUGAAAUUCAAGUUAUUUUUACGAGUAUUUAUCAUCUAGUGGUGUUGUCAAGAUUCCAACGAAGUUGAAAGUGAUAGCCAGCUUCCUAGAGUCAUGCAGCUUGAAACCAACUCAAACGUUUCUCAUUCACGAUUUUCUCAUCAUUUUGAACAAGGAGUUAGUGGAGUUCAAGGGACUGUAGAUGAGAGCAAUUUAAGCCUUUAUAUGACUCCAUUGACAGAAAAAGAAAUUUCUGAAUAUCCAAAAAUAAAAAUAACAGUGGUUGAUAGCACUGUUAUUGAGCCUGGCACCGCACUACACAUAAAUGCAGCUGGGAUGAUUAAUUCAAGAAGGAAUAAAUCCGAUUUGUGUACUUAUAUAGGAGCUGCUGAGAUGGAUGGAGAUGAGGUUAUAAAUGACUUUGUGGUAGAUGAGCUAGAUAAAGGUAUGGGAAAAAAACAUUUGGUCAUAAAAUUUAUACCAAAUAAAGGAAAAUAUUUUAUAUCAGACUUAGGUGAAGGAUCAAGGCUUAUUAAGGUUAAAUUUCGUAUUAUUGAGAAACUCCCGCAUCAACGCGCUAGCGGCGAAUUCUUCGGUUUCGUCUUCUUCAGUCAUCUUGCCAAGCUCAUUCUGGAGGGCAGAACCUGAUCUGGCAGACAAUUCAAGUAUGAUUUGUCGAACUUCUCUGAGCCGGGCUUGAUCGUUGUGCAUAGAAUGUGUGGACUGCGGUACCGUGUUGUACGCAAACGGGGUUACCCUUCCUGAAAAUACGAAAAAUCAAAUUUUCUGUCCAAUUGAGACAGAGCUCCGUCCCAGGGGCAACGCCUGGUAUCGCGCUUAAAAGCUGCCAGAAUGGUCAAAAGACGCUGCUGAGCUUUCCAUUUGCAACUCCGAAAGACUGUCUACCCUCGAGGUAAAACUCUGAUUUGGAUGUGAGCAUGUUUCCGGCUAACCCAAAUUGCGCUGGCAGAUACUUAUUCCAGAACGUGUUCUCCCUUCCAUAAGAUCCCCAGGUCUCCCUUGCUGCAGGUAUUGGAGGACAGGUUUGAUCUCCAUGCCAUUUUUAGUAUAGACGUAGGUGAAGGAACAGGGACUUUUGUAAGAAUUGACGCUCCAUUAGUUCUUCGAGACAGUUACAUCAUUUCAUUCGGCGAUUCACACAUGGCAACUCAAUUUGUUCCAAAUAUGCCAAAGUAAGUUCUAAAUAGCAAAAUAAGUUUAAAAUUUUUAGAAGGCCCAAAACAAAAUGAAGUGAUUACUUUCACAGACGCCGAAGGAAAAAUUUUGAUUGGAAGAAUGGUGGAUUGUAGGAUCCGAUUCGAAGAUAACAGCAUGUCAAGAUACCAAUGCAAUAUCCAAUAUUUCCCGGACCGAGGAUGGGCAUUAGAAGACGGAGAUGGCAAUAAAAAGUCAACAAAUGGGACUUGGCUAUUUGUAGAAGAAGAUUUUGAGAUUUAUAAUGCCAUGGUCUUCAAAGCUGGCAAAAGUUUGUUCGAAAUAACUUUUGAAUAA
Messenger RNA from Blepharisma stoltei, 1633 nucleotides. NCBI's taxonomy places the organism in Eukaryota, Ciliophora, Heterotrichea, Heterotrichida, Blepharismidae. The record is from the annotation of a GenBank genome assembly.